Spirometra erinaceieuropaei is the source of this 987-nucleotide messenger RNA. Lineage: Eukaryota; Metazoa; Platyhelminthes; Cestoda; Diphyllobothriidea; Diphyllobothriidae. The record is from the annotation of a GenBank genome assembly.
AUGUUCUCUGCCAUGCUGAUGGACGCCUACCGUGAUGAACGUCCCGGGAUCCGCAUGGCCUACAGGACGGACGGUCACCUUCUGAAUCAACGGCGGAUGCACUUCCAAUCGCGCGUAUCCAAAACCACUGCUCACGAACUUCUCUUCGCCUACGACUGCGCCCUCAACACCACCUCAGAAGAGGACAUGCAACGGAACGAGGACCUCUUCUCCGCCGCCUGCGAGAACUGCGGUCUGGUCAUCAGCACGCAGAAGACGGUGGUCAUGCAUCAACCGCCGCCACCCAACACAACCACUCCUUUCAAUGCGCCGCAAAUCAGUGUAAACAGAACCCAACUUCAAGUGGUGGAGAACUUCCCGUACCUGGGUAGCACCCUCACCCGUAACACCAAAAUCGAUGACGAAGUCGCUCGCAGGAUCUCAAAAGGCAGUCAAGCCAUCGGCCGCCUCCAAAGCACUGUUUGGAAUCGUUACGGUCUCCAGCUCAACAAGAAACUGAAGAUGUAGAAGGCCAUCAUACUCCCGAUGCUGCUGUACGGAGCGGAGACUUGGACAGUGUGCAAAUAGCAGGCACGCCGACUGAAUCACUUCCACCUCAGCUCUCUUCGUCGCAUCCUGAAGCUGAAGAGGCAGGAGCGAAUCUCCGACAUUGAUGUACUGGAACGGACGGGAAUCCUCAGCAUCUGCACCAUGCUGAGACAACUACAACUGCGUUGGAGCGGCCAUCUCGUGCGGAUGGACGACGCGCAGCUACCCAAACGACUCUUCUACGGUGACGCCGCCACGGGUUCUCGCCGUCAAGGAGGCCAAAUCGGCCGAUACAUGGAUACUCUGAAAUCCUCCCUGAAACGCCUGCAAAUCAAUCAGACCAACUGGGAAAACUUCGCCCGAGACCGACCGACCUGGAGGAGGACAGUGAAGACAGGCGCUGUGAUCUAUGGAGCCAACCGCAUAGCCGCCGCCAAAGUCGAACGCGAAGCACGCUAA